GUGGCUUUUACCUCCGCCUACGGUAGAGCUACAUAGAGAAGAUAAAGAGAAAGAGAACGUUUCAAGGCAUAAAAUUCUGACAUGGAUCCAAAACCCAAAGACCCUGAUUAUUAUGUGCCUGGACUUAUCAUCAAUGGACUAUAUGACAAAGAUAUCCAAAUCCCUGACCCUUCUUAUUAUGUGCCUGAACUUAUGAAGGGCGCCACCAGUGGACUAUAUGACAAAGAUAUCCAAAUCCCUGAUCGGUACCAUUUAAAAUCUCCUCCUAGUUCACAUACUCGUGAGCCAACUGAAGCCGAGAAUCAAUUUGAAUUGAAACUGACGCAUCCUUACCAUGUAUUGGCAAUGGAUCAUUAUAACAAAAGCAUAGAUAAUAAGGAAGAGGAGUAUGAGAUUUUAAGUUUGGUCAGUAUGGGCAAAACCAGGAUAGUGUGCUUCGGUUACCUUGGUUUUCUUCAUCACCUCUUUUGGAAGGCUGUGCCAAAAAAUUCCCCUUCGACAGCUGAGCCUAGAAUUUUCUAUGCUCGAGUUCAUGAGUUUGAGGAGAUUCAUAUACCAUUUUGUGGUUUUUAUAGCGAUUCUAUUGAUGACUCAGAGAGCUGUGAGAUUUGCGGUCUCAAGAAUUAUGAUGAAUUCCGAAAGAAAGCAAAAGAAUUGCAAGAUAAAGAAGAAGAGAAAGCAAUGGCAAUUAAUAACGGUGGAUAUUUGUUCUGUCCAAUUAAUUUUAGCGCCAUGUAUCAGUCUUCCCAUGGAGACAAACAAAUAAAAAUAAAAGUGGGAAAGAUGGGAAAUAGAACGAGAAGUAUAAAGAGAAGGGAAUGGCGUCCAGCUCCCCCUACGCUAGAACAACAUAGAGAAGACAAAGAGAAAGAGAACGUAACAUAACGACCCAUCUGGAUCUUCUCUUCUUUGAUCUCUGAAAGACACCAUUUUUGGGAUUUUUUUAACCCAUUGGCAGCUCCACCUGCUAGGGCACGUGCCGAUUACGAUUACCUCAUCAAGCUCCUUCUUAUUGGCGAUGGCGGUUUGUUUCUUCUUUCCCUUUUCCCUAAUUAUUCUUGUUAUAAUUAUAGUUAGCAACAAUGCUAGGAAGCAAGAGGGUACCAGCCAAAAAUCAGCUAAAUGUCUUUGGGUGAAUCUAAAAUCUCUAUUAAGUAUCAGAACGUUUCUUUUUCAUAUUAAAUGGACGUUCUUUUAUAUAUUUUAUAAAUUUUUUUAUAUACUAAGAAUCGAGAUUGUUGGAAGCAGAGUUCUGUGAUACUCGUCCCUAAUUCUCCAACGUAUCAUUCAAAAUUUUAAUUUGGGGUGAAAAGCAAUUAAUAUCAAAUAUUAUAAGUUAAAAACAAAUAAAAUUAAUUAAAUAUAAUUAUAAAUUAAUUAAGUUGUUUACUUUUUGGCUGAUCACCUCUUGGUUACAUAUACUUUUCCUAUAGCUAAUUAUUAUUAUCUCAACAUGUUGUGUUUACAUAACUUGAUUUUUGUUUAGGUGGAUUAUUUCGUUUAUUUGGUCUUGAAUCAUGGGAUCUCUGAAGUUAUGCUUUUUACUUAGCUUACAUUCCAUUGCCAUUACCGGAAGGGAUUUUUUUUUUGGUAGAUUAAUUGUUAAUGGUGGUGUGGUAUUGAGCUGAAACAUCAAACAUUAUGUAAAGGAAAGUUAUAAUUUUGGGAUUUUAGGACAGUUGAUGAGGCAUUGAGGUUGAAGAAGAUGUUGGAGGAGUACUUCGAUUCUCUACUUAGCUAGGCCUAGAAGUAAAGUAUAUAGCUGAGUAGCAGGCAUUUGAAGUUGUGCAAGUUUCAUGAAGCUUGCGAGGCACACUGUGGAAUGGUGGUAAAGAGUGUUUAAGACAAGAUUAAGAAGAGAAACUCGCAUAGGGACAUUUUGAUUUAUGCCGUUGGGAUUAUAUUACGGGUAGAUGGCAGGGUUUUUGUUGGAGAGCAGUUUAUUAGUCUUCUUCGGCUCAUCUAAAAUUACCAGUAUCAUGGUGUUUCCAAAUGUAAAAAAUAUAUAUAUCAACUUGCUUGUCCAAAUAUACAAGUUCAUAUAUCUGUUUCAAGUAGUACAAUUUCGCCAUUUAAUGGCUGUCA
Arachis stenosperma is the source of this 2085-nucleotide messenger RNA. RefSeq lists its product as uncharacterized. The record is from RefSeq and is a predicted model, not a curated record. The transcript is spliced from 7 exons. Gene Ontology annotation, molecular function: zinc ion binding. The coding region runs from base 82 to 885 and encodes 267 amino acids. NCBI's taxonomy places the organism in Eukaryota, Viridiplantae, Streptophyta, Magnoliopsida, Fabales, Fabaceae.